This is a messenger RNA of Mobula hypostoma (lesser devil ray), 4957 nucleotides long. Its product is annotated as SH2 domain-containing protein 3C-like. Lineage: Eukaryota; Metazoa; Chordata; Chondrichthyes; Myliobatiformes; Myliobatidae. Gene Ontology annotation, molecular function: guanyl-nucleotide exchange factor activity; phosphotyrosine residue binding. The transcript is spliced from 14 exons. The coding region runs from base 349 to 3345 and encodes 998 amino acids. The record is from RefSeq and is a predicted model, not a curated record. Gene Ontology annotation, biological process: positive regulation of peptidyl-serine phosphorylation; small GTPase-mediated signal transduction.
UGGUCUUGUCCCCUCUGACUGCACCAUUCUAUCUGGCUCCCUUCGGCAUUCUUCUCAUCACUUGACCUCCGCCCCUUGCAACGUCCAGAGUUCCUGCAGAGUGGCAGUGAGGGUCGGCUUAUUCCGAGCUGAGACAAAGCACCCACUGUCUGUAUCUGUCUGAGGUACUCCAGCCACCUGAGUGCUGCCUCUACUAAACAGUGCAACCAGUUUUUAAGACAAGCAGAGAAGCCGAAUGAUUUUGAAAGCAACAGCACGGAGGAAUCUGCUCCACAGCUGGGGCACGGAGCCACAAUCACAGACAACCUGUGCUGCCAAUUUCUAAGAAUCAGACAACAUCCCUCAGCUAUGUCCAGCAUUCAAAUUUAUCCCAGGCGUGACAAAUAUAGAGUGCAUCUACCGUCCUUCACCUCCUUUCCAAAUGAGGGAAAACCUCUAACAGGAGCCAACAUGAGCUUGAAGAAACUGAAGUUGUUCAAGUUUAAGGGUUUCGGCAGCUUAACAAGCAUCCCGCGAUCUCUGUCGAUCCGACGAUUCUCAAGCAGUUCUGAAGGCAGGAAGAAAGAUCUGGGAGAGUACUCUGUGGGUCUCCAGGUUGACAAAGAGGCAGUGCAGGAAACAUUGGAUGAUUUGGAAACCCUGCCCAGGAGCCCUAGCUAUGCCCGAUCAAAUGAAAUGUAUACCUACAUUGGCACAAUGCCACGCCGGAACUCUAAUCGGGUGGAGAAACCAAAGGAAAAGCUAAGUGCUGCUGAGGGACAGACCGGAGGAAGGAGUCGAUUUGGGCCUUUGCCACCAGUGCCUAACAGUGACCAAAAUGAGCCGUCGGAUAAGGAGGAAUCACCGGCUGAGGUGGCACGGCCAGACAUGGAGGUUGGUGUGGCUGAGGAAUGUCAGAGCUCGGGCCAUUUACAGCCAUCGCUCUUUGACUCUAAAUCACCAUCGUCAGACACAACGAUUUCCUCAACCCAGUCAUCUCCUCAUCAAAACGCGAAUGAUCCGAAGAGCCACAUUGAAUCCCAACUUAAAGAUAUUCCGGAAAAAUCAAAUGAACUUGAAAAUGGAGUACUUCAGGACAAAGCACUUCCUGCUGGACAAGUUGAACAUACAGGAUCAGAAGUCAUAGAUGACAAGAGUGAGCUGAAAGAUGACAGUAACCUACAGAACAUGGAUUCCAAGUCAGAAUAUGUCAAGUUUUCAAAAGACAAAUAUAUCCUGGAUUCCAGCCCCGAGAAGCUGCACAAGGAGUUGGAGGAGGAGCUGAAACUGAGCAGCACAGACCUACGGAGUCACGCCUGGUACCAUGGGCGUAUCCCACGUGAGGUUUCUGAGAAUCUAAUGCAGAAAAAUGGUGAUUUUCUCAUCCGUGAUUCCCUCACGUCUGUUGGUGAUUACGUGCUGACCUGCCAGUGGAGAAACGAACCUCUCCACUUCAAGAUUAACAAGGUGAUGAUCAAACCCAAUGAGGCCUUCACCCGCAUCCAGUACCUGUUCGAGAGGGAGAGCUUCGACAACAUCCCCGCCCUGGUCCGGUUUUAUAUCGGGAACCGUAAGCCUGUUUCUGAGCAGAGUGGAGCCAUCAUCUACUGUCCAAUCAACCGCACCCUUCCCCUCCGAUACCUGGAGGCCAGCUAUGGGCUGUCCACUGGGAAGCAUGGGCUAGCUCAUCCCUCAGCCAAUCAGAAGGGUGGAUACAUUAAGAGGCGGAGUGUAACCAUGACUGAUGGUCUGACAUCUGAUAAGAUCAUCCGAAGUGAUAGUUGUGGCAACAGCAUUCCGUCAACACAUCACAAGGAGCCAAUCCGCAAUUUUGCUCUGAGCAUGGAUCAAAUCAAGGACAUUCGGCACGGGAUGUCUCCAGUGAGCGAGAUCCCUCUCUCUCCAGAAUACAGCACAAGUUUGAAGCACAAAAGCCAUCUCGGUCGGGUAGCAAGGAUGACACCAUCGUCACCAGUACUUCGGCGUUCCAGUGAACCACAGCUUAGCCCACCGAUUGGUAACAGACUGUGCCAGGAGCCUAACAAAGAAAAGCCCAAGGAGGCUUCAAGUGGACCUCAUUGUAACAGCACACAUUCCACCCCGUCAAAUAGCUCCGUGCAGUCAGACCAGAGAGUGGCCUCAGAGAACUGUAAAGAAUCAGAGCACAGCCACUACUGCGAGCUACGGCCCUCGUCGCCACUCGACUGGGAGAGGCAGCAGAUGGAACUGGCCCUCAAGCAGAGUCAGCUGAUGGCAAAGAGCUAUGUGGAAAGGUUGAAAGUUGAGGAGAAUCCCAACAUAACCAGCUGGCAGUCUGAGAUGAACUUUGGGAUCCUGGAAACGGAGGCAUAUCUCGGUCGACUGCCCAGCUGCGCAGAAGAGGGAGAGGGGCUGCAGUGUGAACCGUUCACAGCCCCAGUCAUUGAACAGGUGUCUUCCUUUAAGCUGAGUGGAUAUCAGUCGCUGCUCAUUCCCUUGGAGAAUAAGCCACUUGAGAUGACUAUACUAAAGAAAGUUAAGGAGCUGUUGGCUGAGGAGGAUGCAAAAACGAUUGCCAAGCACAUCACGAAAGUAGACUGCAUGGUUGCUAGGAUACUGGCUGUUUCCAAGGAGCUGCAGAAGCAGAUGGGGGUGAGCUCAGGGCUGGAGUUACUCACUCUUCCCCAUGGGCACCAGCUUCGACUCGACUUGCUAGAACGGUUUAAUACGAUGUCGAUCAUGAUGGCAGUGGAUAUUCUAGGCUGUACCGGCAGCACAGAGGAGCGAGCAGCCCUACUCCAUAAAACUAUACAGUUGGCGGCUGAACUGAAGAGCAAUAUGGGCAAUAUGUUUGGAUUUGCUGCUGUGAUGAAAGCUUUGGAGAUGCCUCAGAUUUCAAGGCUCGAGCAGACAUGGAUAACUCUUCGUCAACGGCACACAGAGGGAGCGAUUCUCUAUGAGAAGAAGCUGAAACCCUUCAUGAGAAACAUGAAUGAAGGAAAAGAAGCAUCGCCACUGACCAACACAACCUUUCCUCAUGUGGUUCCCCUUAUCACUUUGCUUGAACGUAACUUGGCAACUACCGACAACAUUGAGCCAUGGGAGGUCAGCGAUAGUGGUGUGGAGGUGGUUAUGUCACACCUGGAGGCUGCAAGAACAAUUGCACAUCAUGGGGGACUGUAUAAAACCAACGCAGAAAUGAAACUACAAGGUCUUCAGGAAAAUGAACAAGUCCUUGAAGUUUUCAAGACAGAAUUCCAAAUGCGGCUGCUGUGGGGGAGCCGAGGAGCAGGGGGCAACCAAGCUGAGCGAUAUGGAAAGUUUGACAAGGUCCUAUGUGCACUGUCAAAUAAGCUGGAGCCUCCAGUUCAUCACAGUGAAUUGUAACUGGAAGGGUGUAUAAUCAACUUGCAAGCUUGGUUAAAGGGAUUGGUGACAGGAAUUCCCAAGUAUUGUGUUUUUUUUCUUUUUAAUUUAAUUUUAUUUUAGAGAUCCCUUCUGUUUAAUGACAAAGCACUAUUGUAACAGUCAUUGGUAAUUCACAAGCAGGUGUGUGCACAAAAUCAUACAGAGAUUGGAAGAAUGGGUGCAGAGGGAUGGGUUUCAAAUGUCAACUAUUUUUGAUCAAAGAAACCAUAAUGAUCCCUGAACUGAAAGAGAGUUUUAAUAAAACUCCAACUCAUUUAUUGCCGAGCUGUACCGAUGAGAAUAGUCUGCAGUAAAAGUAUACAAGCAAACAAUCUCAUCUCAUUUGGAUGAGCAGUGAGGUGCUACAUAUGGCAUCAGGGAAUUUAUCUUAGACUGGAGAAGUGGAGAAAAAAAUCAGCUGUAGUUGUUAUCUAGAGAGUCAUGCUGGAAAGUGGACCUGCAGCUAAGCUUGGAUUAGACCAAACAUGCUACUGGUUUAUUGAGGCUGACUCUCAAACUUGUACUGAACAACCUUACUGUGGAUAAGCUUCUGGAGUUGGAAACUACAUUCCAGCAGGUACCAGCACCUUUUAAAAUAAAAACUAAAGAAAGAGUGGAAACAUUUUAUAAAUCUUUCAAAAGAUGACCAAACCCGAGAAGAUUUGCACUUUUCAAAAAAAAAACUCACCAAAAAUAUUGCAACAACAUGCAUUUAUCUGGCAUCUUCAAUGCAGAAAAAUGAUACCUGUAUAAGCAAUGACAUUCCACUGCAGAAGUCAGACUUAUCUAAUGCUCUGUCUUGGAGGUCUAAGGAAAAGUCUCAAAAAUCAACCAAGUCACAAUGAAAGAAGUUUGGGACAAAACUCUUACCGAGCAGAACUAAAGAUGAACCUGGUGUUGUUUGGUUUGUAACCCAUAAAAUGACAAGUCUGACUGUCUCACUGUGAAGUUACUGUACAGUAGAAUUUUGUUCUCAUGCUCUAAGAUAAUUUGGGAGUAAAAUUACACAUUAGCAUUAAAUACCCAAUGUGAAAAUACCACCUUUGCUGUAUCGGUGGGAAGGGAAGUCCCAGACUGAUCAACAUAUUACCUGGCUGGAUGACCUCAAGAGUGAUUUCAAAAACAUCCUGUGUGUGCACCAAGCCAUCUAUGGUGAAGAGUGAGACAGGGCAUCUCAUCUAGAGAGAACUGUAUGCACAGGCUGAUCGACAGAUGGUACAAAUCCACACGGCUUCUAUCUAUUACCUGAGUGGUUAGGAAGCAAAAUGUUGAGUUUCCUAUCAUUACUGAACGACCUUUCUCACGAUGAAACAUUGGAUGCAGCUGGCAUGCUAUCUAUUCCUUUAUAACUGGACUCAUUUGAGUUAAACUACUUUGAAGAAAGUGAAGCCCAAGGAAAUAGACACACGAGCAUCUACAAAAGAUGAGAAAGAAGAAAGGCAGGGAGGGAGAGAGUAGUGAUAGUGCACAGUUGCUCUUUUACAAAAAAAAGAGUAAAUGUGCUCCAGUGCAAGGAUGAGGAAAUCUGCAGAUGCUGGAAUUUCAAGCAACACACAUAAAAGUUGCUGGUGAACGUAGCAGGCCAGGCAGC